This is a messenger RNA of Epithele typhae, 513 nucleotides long. RefSeq lists its product as uncharacterized. The transcript has 3 exons. Bases 1 to 513 code for a protein of 170 amino acids. Lineage: Eukaryota; Fungi; Basidiomycota; Agaricomycetes; Polyporales; Epitheliaceae. The record is from RefSeq and is a predicted model, not a curated record.
AUGGAACCAUACGGAAAGCAGUCGGACACUGUUGACUGGGGAGCAGAGGUAGACUACUCUGGCUAUGAGUGGUUCAAAGAUCCGCCGCCACGGCCCGAGGCUCAGGCAACACAGCCCAACAUGGACAACUAUGUCCCCCAACCGGGCGUCAUCGCUCAAAACGAGACUUUCGACUUCGCCUUGAAGAGCGCACCGAAUGUUCUCUAUGGUCGCUUCAAGCAGUUCGGCCAGCUCGGGGUCCUCGCCUGGUGCUCAGAGUUUGGCGAGCUUAUCGACGCCCUCAAGCUGCUCGGCUUCGAGGGCAACAUGUUCGUCUCCACCCGUACACAGGCGCUCAGGACGUGCGAGGAGAUCCUCCGCCUCAAGCUCGACCUCGAGAUGCAGAUCAUUGUGAUGUAUCUCUCCUCGCAGGUCGCGCGCCUCCGCCGCUUCCUCGACGCGGAGCAGCAGUGGGACGACUACCCGAAGCCCGCGUUCCCGCUCGACUACACCGAUUACCAGCGCGAGAGGUGA